Molecule: messenger RNA, 369 nt
Organism: Enterobius vermicularis (human pinworm)
Lineage: Eukaryota; Metazoa; Nematoda; Chromadorea; Rhabditida; Oxyuridae
Source: the annotation of a GenBank genome assembly
AUGCCUCCAAAGGUUUCUGCAAAGGGAGCUAAGAAAGCCGUCAAGGCCCAAAAGCCGAGAACUGGCGACAAGAAGAAGAAGAACCGGAGAAAGGAGUCCUACUCAGUUUACGUUUAUCGUGUUCUGAAGCAGGUUCACCCUGACACUGGGAUCUCUUCGAAGGCGAUGUCAAUAAUGAAUUCUUUCGUUAAUGACGUUUUCGAAAGGAUUGCAGCAGAGGCUAGCCGGCUUGCCCAGUACAACAAGAGGUCUACCAUCUCAUCCCGCGAAAUUCAAACGGCAGUCAGGCUUAUUCUGCCUGGAGAACUUGCGAAACAUGCCGUUUCAGAAGGUACUAAAGCUGUUACCAAGUACACCAGUUCGAAGUAA